Molecule: messenger RNA, 1692 nt
Organism: Metopolophium dirhodum (rose-grain aphid)
Lineage: Eukaryota; Metazoa; Arthropoda; Insecta; Hemiptera; Aphididae
Product: adhesive plaque matrix protein-like
Exons: 2
Coding region: 132-1361 (409 amino acids)
Source: RefSeq, a predicted model, not a curated record
CUAAUCCAGUGAAAGCCAAUCGAUGUGUCCACGCCUGAGUGUAUAAAACUGAACCUACGGUUGUCCUGUCAUUCAUUCGAUUCGUCUGUCUUCAAGGUAGUGCACCAAGAACAACCAUACGAGACAAAGUCAUGAGGUCGUUUUCAGUGUUCUGUUACGCGGUGUGCGCGGUGACCGUUAUCGGUUCGACAAGGUGCGAACCGGCAGAGGACAGUGGUUCGACCGACAAAGCACCACCGGCCAACAGAAGGAGCAUCGGCGAGUACCAUGGACUGUACGCCCCAGCGUACCACACUCACUAUGGUGCGGCCGCGGCCACCUAUCACGGCCACUACGCUCCAGCGACGGCCCACUACCACGCUCACGGCUAUGCAGCUCCGGCACACUAUCACGGCCAUGGAUACUCACCGGCACACUAUCACAGUCACGGUUACGCACCAGCACACUACCACCAUCAUGAGACAACUGUGCACGGGUUCAAACACCAGCCUGUCGUCUAUCAGUCGGUGGUGCACACGUAUCCAACGGCCACCACAGUCGUCCACAAACCAGUGCCGGUGCCCGUCGCCCACCCCGUCCCGGUGCCCGUCGUCCGACCCGUGGCUGUUGAAGUUCCUCGGCCGUACCCAGUGGCCGUCAACCGACCAUACCCGGUGACCGUCAUCAAGCCCGUCGCCGUGCCCGUGGCCCAGCCGUACCCGGUGACGGUGUACAAACCGUACCCGGUGCCCGUGUACCGGCCGCUCCCUGUGGCCCCGGUGGCCAGGCCAGCCGCCACCACCGUACAUUACGUCACCAGACUUCCGACAGUUCGCGUACCGCUCGUCAGGUAUCCGGCACCGUCGUAUCACACGCACUCUUACGCUCCACACUAUCACGGUGCCGUGGCUUACCAGGGUCCGUCUGCUUAUCAGGGACAGUCAUCGUACCAGGCUGCACAGUCGUCGUUAUUGCAAGGAUCGACUGCUUACCAGGGAUCGUCUGCUUACCAAGGACCGUCGGCUUACCAGGGACCGUCGUCGUACCAGGCAGCGUACCCAGCAGAGGCAACGUCGUCUUAUCUGCAACAGCUGGCGGCUUUUAGAGCGGCCGGUGGCAACUACGAUGUGAACGAAGCGGCCGCACAGCAACAGACACUCCAAGACGAAUAUUCAUACCUACAAGAGCAACGGGACGUCGGCGCCACCGAUAUCCAUCACCAUCACCACGACGAUGAUGCCCAUCACCUGCACGAGCACGGCUUGAUCGACCAAGACGGUGAUUUAGGAUCUAGCGCGGGUUACCCAUCGUUGACGGCUGAUGAGACAUUCAAGAACAGCUUGGGAGUGCCGAACACCGACUACACAGGCAAGAAGAAAUAAAACAUUCACGACGACUACGUGGAACUUGCAAAACGACUGCAGCAGAUCUGCGAUGUCAACUCGAAACGCUAGGACUUGUCGAAAAAAAUUUCUUUCAAAUUCCCCUUGAACACCGCCUAGUACCGGGAGACGACUGUAUAUACUUUGUUUAUUGUUAUAUUAUUAUUAAUACUAUUAUUAUUAUUAUUAUUAUUAUUAUUUUUAUUAUUAAAUAUUAUGUAGUAUGCCAUCGAAUUAGUAGACUCGACUGUAUAGUCUGUAGAUACAUUGUGUCGUUUUGUUGAAAUAAAUUGGCAUGUAAUAAUUGUUAAAAAUGCCACUACAUAUAUAA